AUGCCUUCUCCAACUCCAUACCACUCUAAAGAGCCUCCAGAUUCGCCUGCCGAUGAUUCCGACUCCGACCUCGAACUCGAACUUCAAGAGCUUGACCCUCUCCCCGCCGAUGAGCCCCGCAAUAAGUCAGGGCUUUUAGGACACGAUCGCGAAGCUGCUGAACAGAGGGCCCCAAGGAUAGCCCUGCGCAACCUUCGUAUGGGGAGCCUGCGCCGCAAGGGGAAGUCAUCCAGAGGCUAUCCUGGCGCUGGUGGAGGCAGAGAUAGUGGGCUAGACGACGCAGCCGCCCUGCUAGGAGACGGCGAUGGCGACGGCCAGUCCAGCCGUGAGAACUCCGGCGAGGAUGCCCCUUUCCUACGAGAGCAUGACGACCGCUCCCGCCGUGCCAACGGCCAAAAGAAGCGGCCGAGUUCGUCCAACGGCUUGCGUCUGCCCAGCUUCAUGUCGUCCACCGGGUCGCAACGCCAUGAGGAAGAUGAGCAGGAUCAGGAGGAAGACGACCCCUCGGCAUCCAGGCUCGUCGCCGUCGGCUCUGCUCAGUCGACUCGUUUCCCGCCGAACCUAGUGUCGAACGCAAAGUACACCGCCUUCACCUUUCUUCCUAUUACAUUAUAUAACGAAUUCUCAUUCUUCUUCAACAUGUACUUCUUGCUCGUUGCGCUUUCACAGGCGAUACCUGCCUUGAGGAUUGGUUACCUUUCGACUUACGUUGCGCCUCUGGCCUUUGUUUUGAUGAUUACAAUGGGAAAAGAGGCAUACGAUGACAUAGAAAGAAGGCGCAGAGACAACGAGGCCAACUCAGAACCAUAUGCUGUGCUAGCUUUUGACGAACCUGGCCACUCUGCCACUUCAAGCCGCCCAAAGAGAACACUGAAGUCAACGUCCAACCGAAAAGGGCGAAAGGGGAAGAUGCCUGAAAGAGACCGGCUUUCCGACAUUCAAGAGGAGGAGGAGCAAGCCGAGGGUGCCGGGCUUCGCAGAGAGCCUUCUUCACAGGUCCGCGACAUAAGUAAAAAGUCGCGUGACCUGAAGGUUGGUGAUGUCUUGAAGCUAGAGAAGGGCCAAAGGGUGCCCGCUGAUGUGAUCAUCCUGAAAUGCUUGUCCGGCGAUGUCAGUGCAGGAAACGACAUUGAAGUGCCUCAGAAGACCGAGCCAGACCUCCUGGGCAGUAUUGAUGAGUCAGGAGAAAGCAGUGCUGAUCCGCCUGCGAGCAGUGAGCCUGAGCAGAGCUCAGGGCCUGGCGGAGAAACUUUCAUCAGGACUGAUCAAUUGGAUGGUGAGACUGAUUGGAAGCUUCGUAUCGCAUCACCUCUGUCUCAAAACUUGGCCAUCGAGGAGCUGGUCCGUCUGCGGGUUACUGGUGGCAAGCCAGACAAAAAAGUCAACGACUUUGUCGGCACUCUUGAGCUCCUCCCAUCAAGACAGGAGGCAAUGGGCAACACCGCCAGCGUUCAGGGCGGGGACAAUCUGUCAAGCACAGCACCCUUGUCAAUAGACAAUACUGCGUGGGCAAAUACAGUCAUUGCGUCCCACGCAACCACAUUGGCUGUGAUCAUCUACACGGGCCCUCAGACCCGGUCCGCUCUUUCGACAGCGCCUUCCAGAUCCAAAACUGGACUCCUUGAGUAUGAAAUCAAUUCACUAACUAAGAUUCUCUGCGCCUUGACUCUCGGCAUCUCGAUCAUCCUCGUCGCACUAGAAGGGUUUGAGAACGUGCCCGGCAACGUUUGGUAUGUCAAGAUCAUGCGUUUCUUGGUCUUGUUCUCGACGAUCGUUCCCAUCAGUCUCCGAGUCAACCUUGACAUGGGCAAGAGUGUAUACUCUUGGUUCAUCCAACGUGAUCCUGAUAUGCCGGGUGCCGUGGUUCGAACUAGCACGAUUCCAGAAGAUUUGGGUCGCAUCGAGUAUUUGCUGAGCGACAAGACGGGCACCCUGACUCAGAAUGAAAUGGAAAUGAAGAAGAUCCACGUAGGAACUGUGUCCUAUGCCAACGAGGCAAUGGACGAGGUUUCGGCAUAUGUGAACCAGGGGUUCCAAGCCCCCUUGUCCACAGAUCCAUCGACUAAAGGCACGCUCAUCACACCUUCCUCGACAUUCACCGCCACAACCAAUGCUGGAGCCACACGUACACGUCGAGAAAUUGGCACAAGAGUGCGCGAUGUGGUACUGGCAUUGGCACUAUGCCACAAUGUCACUCCUACCACGGACGAGGAAGAUGGCAAGAUGGUCACAGCAUAUCAGGCGUCGUCUCCUGACGAGAUCGCCAUCGUAAAAUGGACAGAAGCUGUUGGAUUGCGACUUUCCUAUCGUGAUCGCAAAAGCAUGAUGCUUGAGUCGUCUGAGACCGGCCGGACGAUUGUUCAAGUGCGCAUACUCGACGUUUUUCCUUUUACAUCCGAUGGUAAGAGGAUGGGGAUUGUCGUUCAAUUCUUUGAACGAUCAGGGAGCCUUCCAAGUGUCAAGGACGGCGAGAUCUGGUUCUACCAAAAAGGCGCAGACACAGUCAUGAGUACAAUCGUGGCUGCAAACGACUGGCUGGACGAAGAAACCGCCAACAUGGCUCGAGAAGGCCUGCGAACACUAGUAGUGGGCCGAAAACGACUCUCGCCCGAUGAAUACCAGGAGUUUCAGUCCAAGUACCAGGAAGCAUCUCUUGCCAUUGGUGGCCGUGAUACAGGCAUGCAGAAAGUUGUCUCGCAGUAUCUGGAGCGCGACCUGGAGCUUCUUGGCGUCACAGGUGUGGAGGACAAGCUGCAAAGGGAUGUAAAACCAUCACUGGAGCUCCUCAGGAACGCGGGCAUCAAGAUCUGGAUGUUGACAGGCGACAAGGUGGAGACAGCUCGUUGCGUCGCUGUGAGUUCCAAGCUCGUCGCACGCGGCCAGUACAUCUACACCGUUGCCAAGAUGAAGCGCAAAGACCAUGCACAAGACCACCUCGACUUUCUUCGGAGCAAGGCAGACUCAUGCCUCCUUAUCGACGGUGAAAGUCUUGCAUUAUUCAUCACACACUUUCGUACCGAGUUCAUCUCCGCGGCCGUCCAACUGCCCACGGUCGUCGCGUGUCGGUGCUCGCCCACACAGAAGGCCGAGGUCGCAAAACUCAUCAAGGAAUUCACCAAGAAGCGCGUGUGCUGUAUUGGUGAUGGUGGCAAUGAUGUGAGCAUGAUCCAAGCCGCAGACGUCGGUGUGGGUAUUGUGGGCAAGGAAGGUCGGCAAGCAAGUCUUGCCGCAGACUUUUCUAUCGAGCAGUUCUACCAUCUGACCAAGCUCCUUGUAUGGCACGGUCGAAACAGCUACAAGAGGAGCGCCAAGCUCGCUCAGUUCGUCAUCCACCGUGGCUUGAUCAUAGCCGUCUGCCAGACCAUGUACAGCAUUGCCAUCAAGUUCGAGCCUGAGGGCUUGUACAAGGAUUGGCUCUUGGUCGGAUAUGCGACCGUGUACACCGCCAUGCCGGUCCUGUCCCUCGUCCUGGAUAAAGACGUCGACGAGGAGCUGGCCAACCUCUACCCGGAACUGUACAAGGAAUUGACCUCCGGUCGGUCUCUUUCGUAUCGGACGUUCUUCGUCUGGGUAUUCGUAUCGAUCUAUCAGGGCAGCAUGAUUCAGGGCCUGUCCCAGCUGUUGACUGAGGUCGACGGACCCAAGAUGGUCGCGGUCAGCUACACGGUACUGGUGCUGAAUGAGUUGCUCAUGGUAGCAAUUGAAAUCACGACGUGGCAUCCAGUCAUGAUCAUAUGCAUCGUCGGGACCUUCCUGAUGUUCGUCGGCUCGAUUCCGUUCCUGGGCGGCUACUUCGACCUUGCCUUCCUAAUAACCUUGGGUUUCUAUUGGCGGGUCCUGGCGAUCGGCGCGAUCUCGCUCAUCCCGCCGUAUGCUGGAAAGCUGAUCAGGAGAACUAUGAAGCCCCCAUCGUACCGAAAGGUACAAGGGAUUUGA
Messenger RNA from Diaporthe amygdali, 3936 nucleotides. RefSeq lists its product as uncharacterized. Gene Ontology annotation, cellular component: trans-Golgi network; plasma membrane; endosome. Gene Ontology annotation, molecular function: magnesium ion binding; ATP hydrolysis activity; ATPase-coupled intramembrane lipid carrier activity. The record is from RefSeq and is a predicted model, not a curated record. The coding region runs from base 1 to 3936 and encodes 1311 amino acids. Gene Ontology annotation, biological process: endocytosis; retrograde vesicle-mediated transport, Golgi to endoplasmic reticulum; phospholipid translocation. Lineage: Eukaryota; Fungi; Ascomycota; Sordariomycetes; Diaporthales; Diaporthaceae. The transcript is spliced from 2 exons.